This is a messenger RNA of Cicer arietinum (chickpea), 918 nucleotides long. Its product is annotated as 14 kDa proline-rich protein DC2.15-like. Lineage: Eukaryota; Viridiplantae; Streptophyta; Magnoliopsida; Fabales; Fabaceae. The record is from RefSeq and is a predicted model, not a curated record.
CACCAAACAAUUAUCAUCUUCACAUCCACUUUCUUCUCUAAGUUUGUAUUUGCAAGUUAGUUGAAGAAAACAUUAACACUUGUUAGCUACUACAAGAGUUUAAGAUGGCUUCCAAAACUUGUUCCACACUUGCUCUUUUCUUCACACUCAACCUCCUCUUCUUUUCACUUGUUUCAGCUUCUGGAUCUUGUUCAUGCAACCCAAAUCCAAACCCAAACCCAAAGCCCAGCCCAACUCCAAAGCCAAAGCCAAACCCAAACCCAAAGCCCAACCCAAGUCCAAAACCCAACCCAAGUCCAAAACCAACCCCUUCAAGUGGCUCAUGUCCCAGUGAUACACUAAAACUUGGUGUAUGUGCCAAUGUCCUAAAUGGGUUACUAAAUAUAAAAUUGGGUCAACCACCGGUGGCCCCUUGUUGCUCACUUCUAGAAGGCCUAACUGAUCUUCAGGCUGCAGCCUGUCUUUGCACUGCCCUUAAAGCUAACAUUUUGGGCAUCAAUCUUAACCUUCCCAUUUCACUUAGCUUGCUUCUUAAUGUUUGCUCAAAGAAAGUCCCACGUGAUUUCCAAUGUGCCUAAUUAAAAUCCUGCAUAUGACGUAUACACAAUAAAAUCAAAAUCAUAUUAAUAUAUGUUUUUUUUUUAAGUUUUUGUCCUUUUGUGCUAGUUGUGGCUUUUUUCAUUGGUUUUUCGAAUUUCCAUCCAUGAGUGUUUUUUUCUUCUACGUGCAUGGAUGAUUGAUUAUUAACAGCUCGUUAUAGUCCUAUCAUUCAUUGCUUUCUUUUAUUUUGUCAUAGUAUUGCAAUAAAUAAAAAUUCCCUAUGUUUUGCUUUAUGUAAAUCGCAAGGGAAUCAAAGUGUUGUAAGUUAUAUUUUGAUUGAGAAAUUAAUAAUAUAUAUAUAUACAUCUGUUUAUUAUA